AUGCCCCAAAUCUCAGCUGAGGAUAUGGGAACUGAAGCAGGUUUAAAAGGGCAGGAGGAAAGCCACCCGAGCGGGAGGCGGCGCCGGCGAGAGGACCAGGGCCCGCCGUGCCCCAGCCCGGCCGGCGGCGGGGACCCGCUGCAUCGCCACCUCCCCCUGGACGGGCAGCCGCCCCGAGUGGCCUGGGCCGAGAGGCUGGUUCGCGGGCUGCGAGGUCUCUGGGGAACAAGACUCAUGGAGGAAAGCAACAGUAACCGGGAGAAAUACCUUAAAAGUGUUUUACGAGAACUGGUCACAUACCUCCUUUUUCUCAUAGUGUUGUGCAUCUUGACCUACGGCAUGAUGAGCUCCAAUGUGUACUACUACACCCGGAUAAUGUCACAGCUCUUCCUAGACACCCCAGUGUCCAAAAUGGAGAAAACUAACUUUAAAACUCUUUCUUCAAUGGAAGACUUCUGGAAGUUCACAGAAGGCUCCUUACUGGAUGGACUGUACUGGAAGAUGCAAUCCAGCAACCGAACCGAGGCUGACAACCGGAGUUUCAUUUUCUACGAGAACCUGCUGUUGGGGAUUCCACGUAUACGGCAACUCAGAGUCAGAAAUGGAUCCUGUUCUAUCCCCCAGGACUUGAGAGAUGAAAUUAAAGAGUGCUAUGAUGUUUACUCCGUCAGUAGUGAAGACAGGGCUCCAUUUGGGCCACGAAAUGGAACUGCUUGGAUCUACACAAGUGAAAAAGACUUGAAUGGGAGUAGCCACUGGGGAAUAAUUGCAACCUAUAGUGGAGCUGGCUAUUACCUGGAUUUGUCAAGAACAAGAGAGGAAACAGCUGCCCAGGUUGCUAGCCUCAAGAAAAAUGUCUGGCUGGACCGAGGAACCAGGGCAACUUUUAUUGACUUUUCAGUGUACAAUGCCAACAUUAACCUGUUCUGUGUAGUCAGGUUAUUGGUUGAAUUCCCAGCAACGGGCGGUGUGAUUCCAUCUUGGCAAUUUCAGCCUGUAAAGCUGAUCCGAUAUGUCACAACUUUUGAUUUCUUCUUGGCAGCCUGUGAGAUUAUCUUUUGUUUCUUUAUCCUUUACUAUGUGGUGGAAGAGAUAUUGGAAAUUCGCAUUCACAAACUACGCUAUUUCAGGAGUUUCUGGAAUUGUCUGGAUGUUGUGAUUAUUGUGCUAUCUGUUGUAGCUAUCGGGAUUAACAUAUACAGAACAACAAAUGUGGACGUACUAUUACAGUUUCUAGAAGAUCAAAAUACUUUCCCCAACUUUGAGCAUCUGGCAUACUGGCAAAUACAGUUCAACAAUAUAGCUGCUGUUACAGUAUUUUUUGUCUGGAUUAAGCUCUUCAAAUUCAUCAACUUUAACAGGACCAUGAGCCAGCUGUCCACAACCAUGUCUCGGUGUGCCAAAGACCUCUUUGGCUUUGCUAUUAUGUUCUUCAUUAUUUUCUUAGCAUAUGCUCAGUUGGCAUACCUUGUCUUUGGCACUCAGGUUGAUGACUUCAGUACCUUCCAAGAGUGUAUCCUUUUGGUAACGAAUAUGUUUUUGGCCAUCAUCAAUGACACCUACUCUGAAGUGAAAUCUGAUUUGGCACAGCAGAAAGCUGAAAUGGAACUCUCAGAUCUUAUCAGAAAGGGCUACCAUAAAGCCUUGGUCAAAUUAAAACUGAAAAAAAAUACCGUGGAUGACAUUUCAGAGAGCCUGCGGCAAGCUGGGGGCAAGUUAAACUUUGACGAGCUUCGACAAGAUCUCAAAGGGAAGGGCCAUACUGAUGCAGAGAUUGAAGCAAUAUUCACAAAGUAUGACCAAGAUGGAGACCAAGAACUGACCGAACAUGAACAUCAGCAGAUGAGAGAUGACUUGGAAAAAGAGAGGGAGGACCUGGACUUGGAUCACAGCUCUUUACCACGUCCCAUGAGCAGUCGAAGUUUCCCACGAAGCCUGGAUGACUCUGAGGAGGAUGAUGAUGAAGACAGUGGACAUAGCUCCAGAAGGAGAGGAAGCAUCUCCAGUGGGGUUUCUUACGAAGAGUUUCAAGUCCUGGUGAGACGAGUGGACCGAAUGGAGCACUCCAUCGGCAGCAUUGUGUCCAAGAUUGACGCUGUGAUUGUGAAACUGGAGAUCAUGGAGCGGGCCAAACUCAAGAGAAGGGAGGUGCUGGGAAGGCUGCUAGACGGAGUGGCUGAGGUGAGUGGUCGUAGCCUCGGAAACUGACUGGGGAACAAGGUGUUUAUUCAUAAAAGUACAUGUUGGUGACACUUUUAUAUUUGAAGUACUGAAGAAGAGUUAGAAAAAUUACAUU
Molecule: messenger RNA, 2296 nt
Organism: Galeopterus variegatus (Sunda flying lemur)
Lineage: Eukaryota; Metazoa; Chordata; Mammalia; Dermoptera; Cynocephalidae
Gene: PKD2
Product: polycystic kidney disease 2 (autosomal dominant)
Exons: 15
Coding region: 1-2208 (735 amino acids)
Biological process (GO): potassium ion transmembrane transport; detection of mechanical stimulus; release of sequestered calcium ion into cytosol
Cellular component (GO): membrane
Molecular function (GO): potassium channel activity; voltage-gated calcium channel activity; voltage-gated sodium channel activity
Source: RefSeq, a predicted model, not a curated record